This is a messenger RNA of Neogale vison (American mink), 3119 nucleotides long. It is a transcript of the gene SNN, whose product is annotated as stannin. Gene Ontology annotation, cellular component: mitochondrial outer membrane. The record is from RefSeq and is a predicted model, not a curated record. NCBI's taxonomy places the organism in Eukaryota, Metazoa, Chordata, Mammalia, Carnivora, Mustelidae. The coding region runs from base 157 to 420 and encodes 87 amino acids. The transcript is spliced from 2 exons.
GCUGGCGGGCGGAGCCGGGCCCUCGGGGCUGCUGCGGGGCGAUCGGGCCGGGCUGCGGGCGGCGCAAUGGGCUCUCGUGUCCAGCCUGGGUUCCAGCCUCGCUGAGCAGACGGCCGCACGCGCUUCCUCCCGCGGAAGCCUCCCCAGGCGCUGACCAUGUCUAUUAUGGACCACAGCCCCAGCACGGGCGUGGUCACGGUCAUCGUCAUCCUCAUUGCCAUCGCUGCGCUGGGGGCCUUGAUCCUGGGCUGCUGGUGCUACCUGCGGCUGCAGCGCAUCAGCCAGUCGGAGGACGAGGAGAGCAUCGUGGGCGAUGGCGAGACCAAGGAGCCCUUCCUGCUGGUGCAGUACUCCGCCAAGGGACCGUGCGUGGAGAGAAAGGCCAAGCUGACCCCGAGCGGCCCAGAAGUCCACGGCUGAGCUGGGAUGCGGAGGCCCUGAGGCCUGUCUGCCUCCAGCGGAGAGGCGUGGGCGGGGCGACACCACAGAUGAGCUGCUGCGGACGGCGUGACGCCUGCUGGCAUGGCCUCGCUGGGCUUUAUCACCGCAUGCACGGACUCCCGAGGUCUUGGCUAUCGUCAGUAGCCAGGAGGCGGCGGCCCUGGGUGCCCCCCUGGCCUCCCGGUGGGACUGCCCAUUGCAGGCAGUGGGCAGGCCUGACCUUGCCGGGGCUCAUGACCCCGUAGCGCUUUUGUUACUUGAAUGUUUAGCUGAGCCUGUUUUUGAUGGAGCUACUACUGUACCGCCGAACUCCCAAACAGAGCUGUAAAUAGGCCCUGGAAGCAUGUGCUUAAGCCUUUUUUGCUGAUUUUUUAAAAGACCGUGUAGAGCACAUGGGACUGACUGUAGUCAUGAUAAGCUGACUCAAGGCUGUGGGGUCGGGGGUGGGGGGCUUAGACAUGGAAGGCCCACACUGCACUUGGCAGGGGCCUCUAAUAUAGACGUGGGGGGGGGCGGGAGUGGGGGGGCAGAGGACGUGACAUGUCCAUGUUAAGUCUCGUGGCCGACCAGCUGGGGUGCUUGGAAGAUUUCUGCUUGGUUAGCAAUGGAUGCAAGAACCACGCCCCCCUCUCUUUUGGUCCUAAAUAACCAGUUCCUGUUGAGAGUGAGUUAUUGCAAGGAAGCCACCGCCACUGCUUGAAAGCCGGUGAAGGACGGGCCAGGGCCCGCGUCCCGAGGGCUGCCAGGUGGCCUGGUAGCAGAGCAGUUUCUAGAGCACGCAGAGCACUCCCCACCACUGCUGUCCGCCCUCCGCCCCCAGCCAGCAUCACUUGGCAUAGGCUUUGCUAGAAACACCAGCGCCUGUGGCUGCUACCUUUAUCGGAAACCCAGCUGGCCCAGGAAAGAGGAAAUCGUGUUUUUCGUUUGUUGUUGUAUUUAAUACUUUCUGCACUGGAGGGGCGGGGGAGGGGGCUUGGAGGGUCCCCCCUCCUCCUUCUCACACAUUAGUUUCCUUUUUCUCUGAGCAGCACCCACCUGCUGGGUAUUCGACUUCACUUUCCCCAGCGGGUCGCCUAGGAGUCUUCUGACCCUGCUCGAAGAGCUCCGAGGGAAGGAGCACCCAGGAGAGGCGCCUGGACGGCGUCCUGACAGCCCGCCCUUAGCGGAUCCCCGGGGAGGGCGCACGGCAGGGGCAGUGAGUUUCAGGUUAAGAACAGGGUCUUCAUGGUGGCUCCCAGCCAGGCCAGCACCCCCACCCUUGUGUCUUCAAGGCGUAUCUUGUGGACAUGUCAGUGAGCUGGCCGAGUUCGUUAAUCCCACCACCAGAGGCACACUCCCACUGAUGAAAGCGCGGCCUGUGUCGGCACCCUGGGUCAUAAACCAGAGGCCAGCGUGGGCUUAUCACGGAGCACUGGUCAGGCCGACGGCGGCUCCUCUGGGCUCCCCCAAGUCUCUAACGAGCAUGUUGAACUAAUCAUCUUCUUUCUGGAACCCCAAGGAGGGAGCUGAGGGAACACUUCAUCUUAGCAGCAUACCCUCAAAUUGGAGGUCAAACAUGAAGAAUUAGCUUGGGAGUUGGGAGAAGGGUAGCUGGUAGCAGUCUGGGCUGCCCCAGGGGACUACUGAGGAGCCCCAGUAAGGCAGCUGGGCUUUGGCACAGGGGAGAUGUCCCUGGCCCCUAAAACGGGGGUGGCUGAACCUAAGAAUCCAGCCAGAGACCCUCAGAGGGCCCGUGGGCCAGAGGGGGCCAGCACUUUCAAAGGUGCCCCAGGGACGAUCAGGGAGAAGGCUGGUUUUCUGAUAAAGGACCCUUGAGACCCAACAUAGAAGGUGCAGGGAUGUCUGAUUCAUUCCACUCGCAUCUCAGAACUUCCAGGCUUUCUACCUCGACUUUCGGCGGCCAGCAGCACGCACCCAGGCUGCCUUCACCUGGGGAACCCAGAACCGCCCCCCGCAGCCCCUGCCCCAGGCUGACCCUGAACGUGAUCUCUUAACUGUCAGACUUGCCCUGAGGUUUUAACCAGCACCGGUGAAGUUCUGUUUUUGACGAGACGAACCUUCACUUUCUCCCAGGUCUUGCUCCUGGAGGUUCCCUCAUCCUGCCUACACCCUGGUUGCCAGGGGCAACAUCUUUGCCAGGUCAGGGUCCCAGCGCACAGCGCCCGUGGGGGGGCACCCACUGGUGGGAGUCUUCGAGGCAAGUGGGAGUGCCUGGAGAGGCAGCGAACAGCCACACAAGAGCGCCCACUGUUCCUGUUGAUCGAUGGCUGCUUUUUUUAGCGCUGACGCCAGAGCCACACGCUCACAUGGCUUAGUGAAGUUAUGACCUCUCACUGAAUUCUUUCUGAAUGGCCCAGCUGUUGUGUUCUGGUCUUCUGACGGGUCAGUCAGGAAAUCAGCCUUUCAUCCCACAUGUCAUCACAGAAGCAACAGUCGGGGAAUGGGGAGGGAACUCUUUGACACUGAGCCACGAAAAUCCGGACUAACUUUUCAGACAGAUGUUCAAAUGGGCUGUGCUACUGUUUCGGUCUCAAAGCUACCAAGUUUGUGCAAUAAGUGGAAGGGAUGUCAUCCCUGUUCAAUAAACGCUGAAUGACAUUCAAGCUGAUUUUCUAGACCACUGAGAAAAUCUUUAUUUACAAUAAAUUUCAAUAAAAUUUGCAUAAAUAUAUUCCCAA